AUGGGGGGCCCUGGGGCUUUGCCCCCCCAUGCACUGACACCCCCUUUUCUCCCCCAGCCCCUGAACAGGUCGGACUGGAACGCCCCCGAUCUCAGCUACCGGGUGCAGUGGCGGCGUCUGGGCAAGGGGGGGGGCUGGAGCGAGGAGACAGUCAGCGGCCCCCCCUUGCUGGUAACAAGGACCCCCACCUUUGUCCCCUACGAGAUCAAGGUGCAGGCCGUGAACCCCAUCGGCAAGGGGCCCGAGCCCCCCACUGUGGUGGGGUACUCUGGGGAGGAUGUGCCCCAGGUGAACCCCGAGAACGUGGGGGUGGAAAUAUUCAACAGUACCAGCGUCCUCGUCAGCUGGACCCUCCCCAACAGAGACCAGCUGCGGGGUCACCUCCGGGGGUUCAGGGUGUUUUACUGGCGGCUGGGCAGUGUGGGGGAGCGGAGCCGGCGCCAGGCCCGGGCCCAGCCGCCCCCGCUGGUGCUGACGGUGGAGGGGGAGGCGUCGUGGGCCAGGCUGGGGGGCCUGCGCCCCUGGAGCUGGUAUCGCCUCUACGUGGUCGUGUUUAACGGACGCAGCGAUGGGCCCCACAGCGAGGACAUCGACUUCAGCACCCCCGAGGGAGUGCCCAGCCCCCCCAGCUCGCUGCUCCUGGAGCGGGUGUCGGACACGGUGCUGGCUCUGGAGUGGACGGCCCCCCAGUUCCCCAACGGGGCGCUGACCGAGUACCUGCUGCAGUACCAGCAGGUGAACGGGUCGGAGCUGGGCCCCCUGCACGAAAUCUCCUUCCCCAUCUCCCAGCUGAACGGGACGCUGGCCCGGCUGGACCCGCGGGCCUGGUACCGGUUCCAGCUGCGGGCGCUGACCCGGGCUGGCCAGGGCGAGCCGCUGGUGCAGGAGGGCAGCACCGUGCCCGAGCCAGUGCUCCCCACUUUGGAGAACAUCAGCGUCUCACUGGUGGGGCCCGAUUUCACCGUCUUCACCUGGGUCCCGAGCCGGCCCCAGGCCAGCGUGGAGUUCGAAAUCCACUUCAAGAGCAAAUCCAUGGCCGAGCCCUGGCGCACGUCCGGCCAGGCCAACUCCACCCACGGCUCCUACCGGCUCCUCCACCUGCAGCCCGGCACUUCCUACCGCGUCCAGUUCGUGGGGCGCGACCCCUCGGGGGGGAACGUCUCCUUCUGGGAGAGCGAGGUGGAGACCAACGGCAAGCUGCUGACGACCGACCAGCGCAGCUUUGCCACGGAGGGCUGGUUCAUCGGCUUCAUCUGCGCCGUGGUGCUGCUGCUGCUGCUGCUGCUCAUCCUCUGCUUCGUCAAACGGAGCAAGGGCGGAAAGUACUCGGUGAAGGACAAGGAGGACAUACAGGUCGACUCUGAAGCCCGACCCAUGAAGGAUGAGACGUUUGGGGAGUACAGAUCCCUGGAGAGGUAAGAGGAGACGGUGGGG
Molecule: messenger RNA, 1434 nt
Organism: Gopherus evgoodei (Goodes thornscrub tortoise)
Lineage: Eukaryota; Metazoa; Chordata; Testudines; Testudinidae
Product: neuronal-glial cell adhesion molecule-like
Exons: 10
Coding region: 1-1419 (472 amino acids)
Molecular function (GO): protein binding
Source: RefSeq, a predicted model, not a curated record